Molecule: messenger RNA, 2202 nt
Organism: Lachancea thermotolerans CBS 6340
Lineage: Eukaryota; Fungi; Ascomycota; Saccharomycetes; Saccharomycetales; Saccharomycetaceae
Gene: SEC2
Product: guanine nucleotide exchange factor SEC2
Exons: 1
Coding region: 1-2202 (733 amino acids)
Biological process (GO): exocytosis
Cellular component (GO): cell tip; Golgi to plasma membrane transport vesicle
Molecular function (GO): guanyl-nucleotide exchange factor activity
Source: RefSeq, a predicted model, not a curated record
AUGACAGAGGAAGAAGAGUCUAAGAGGGUCUCGGUACAGGUGUCCUCCUUGUCAACUCAGCUUAUUGAAAGUAUAGACAAGCAGUCGCACCUAGAAGAACAGCUUUUGCAAGCCCGGAAGGUAAUUGCAAGCCAACGAGAAUCUUUACAGAACUAUGAAGAUUUGAGACAGCAGUUAGAGCAGGCGGAGUCCAAUUUAAAAUCCGAAAGGUCCCAAAACAUCAAGAUCCAAGAAGAGCUUCAGGCAGCGCGAUCAGGCAAGUUAACAGCCGAGGGCGAAAUUGACAGACUAAACAAAGAAGUUGAGGAUCUCACGGCCUCACUUUUCGACGAGGCCAACAACAUGGUAGCUGAUGCGCGAAGAGAAACGCAUAGUGUUCAAGUCAAGAAUUCCAAGUUAGCUGAACAACUUCAAGAGAAAGAGACCCUUUUGGAAACCCUCGAAAUACAGCUCAAAAAUUUAAAGAAAGUUCUGUAUAACCUUGAAGAAGAGAGUAAUGAUAGGCUGAAGUCAAAUCAGGCAUCUGUCGCUGCAGAGGACAGCGUCGCUUCCUCGUCAGAAUCGGCCCUCGAAAAAACCAUGAAUGCAUUAAACGGGACGGCUUCGCCCCCAAGCCCUGCUCUUUUUUCUCCACUGCUGAAAUCUUUACGUUACGAUUUGGUCCUGUACAAUGAGUUUUUGAAGUUUAUUGCAGCCCUUCCUCAGUGUGCUUCUAUAAGAGAUUCUACGUCUUACUCUAAACUGUUGAGGAGAUUGAUACAUGAUGAGAUUCAGCCUGUGCUUCGCCUGGAUAAUGCAAGCGGUAUUGGGUGGUACUUGAGGCGCAAUCUUAUGAGUUUAAUGAUUGAUGGAUCGAUUGUUGUUGAGCCAGUCAGUGGUAUAAACGAGACGUACAGAGUGGGGCACAUGUCCUCUCAAGUUGAAGCGGUACCACAGUUUCAGGGACCAGAACAGCAGUCGCGGCCCCAUCUUUAUAACUACCCGGCAGAUUCCCCUCCUGUAGCAAUCGAGAGCCCUUGUUCCUUCUGCUCCGAGAGUAGAAAUGAUAUUUUAGAACAUGGCAGGCUUUAUGUCUUGAAAACACUACAGAAAAUGGAAAAUGGUAUCACUGAAACAAGUUCCCAAUUUCCCCUCUGCCACUAUUGUUUGCUAAAGGUUCGACAAACUUGCGAAAUUUUUGCAUUUCUCAGGUCACUAAAGAGUGGUGCUUGGCAUUUAGAAGCUGUAACUAUUUCCAAAACCAAUAACGCCUUUUCGGUCCAAACCAAUUCAGUCUCAAAUUCCCCAACCCUUGAAAGCCCUCCUGAUAAAAUGAAACCCGACAGAAAGUCCAAACGAAUGAGUUUUAUGGCAGGCUUGUCCAAGACAUUACCUCUCAAGACAAGUUAUACUGUCGAGAGUGCUUCACCUUGUCCUGAACAAAUUACUACGCCAACAACAAACAUUCAGCGGGCAUGGGCACAGCUCUGUAAAUUACGUUCUUCGUUACACUGGGCUCAUAUAGGUAUUUGGACCCUGGAAGAUGUUGUUGAGACAAAAGUAGGGCCUGUUGUUGCGGUCGAUCGACCCGGUAACGACUCCAUAGUUGGAGACGGCCUUGUUCCGGAACUUGGCCAAGAAGCGCGCGAGUCUUUUAGUCUUCAUAACGAGGAAGAGGUAGACAACGAAGAAGGAUUUGACUUCGAAAAAAUGAACAGUACAUUAGAGAGCGCGGGGUUGGAGGGUAAGGAGACUUCUCAGACUACACAAACAAGCUCUGGAAAUCCCACCACAUUGGACCCCAGGACGUCGGAGGGUGGCGACGCUGGAGCAAAAAUCGGCGCUUCCUUUGUUCAAACAAUCGCAGACUCCGAUACUGGCGCAUCAUCCCCAAUACAAGAAAGCCAAACAAAGACAGCAAGAACCGUGGAAAAAAAGGCAGCUGUUCCUGGUUCUAUUGACCUAGAUGAGCAAAAUUACGCCCAAAAUGUCGAAGCUCCAGCAAGGAUGGUUAAAAGUCGAACAAGUGAGGCCCCCAAUGGCGAAGGAACUGCUGAAAACAUUAUUGAACUUGUGGCUGAAAGCGAUACUAAAAAAAUAACUGGAAAAGCUCCAGAAUCAGCCAGCUCUGAUCAUGCAAAAUCGCGUAGCGAACUCCCAUCUCAAAGUGCUACCGAUGAUGAAGAAGCUGGCUUUGAUGAUGCUCGUAGCACGUUUUCUUGA